UAAAAUGUUAGUAAAUUUAAAAGUCUACGCAUAAGAAUGUGCCUUGGUGUAGAAACAAUCAUUAGUCGUUAUCAUUACAUGUUCUUAGUCAUUAAUUUUUUUAAAAUAGAAAAGGACAGAGAUGUGAACAUGGUGAUGUGUUUGAAUUUUUUAGUGGACACCCAUUUGUGAUUUUAUACUGUAUGUACUGGAACAGCUAAUUACUUCCUCGUCACCACGAGGAACGUGUCUUGAUCAAACCAAAUUGUACCGGUUUCAUUACGGAUCGAUCCGGUCUGUUUUCUGGCUCUUGAUUUGAUAUGAAAUAUAGUUUUAGUUGUGGUUUAGUUUCGUUACUUCGUUUCUUUGAUUUUAAUAAAAUCACUAGAUUUUGACCCGCCCUUCAGUACGGCGGGUAUAUUUUUUUGAGAAAUUUAAAUUUUAUAUUUGUGUAAUAUGAAUUUUAUUUAAUAUAUUUUUGAUAACUAUAUUAUAUAUGUCAAGUUGCAUAACUAUACAUUCGUGUCAUAUGCAUUUCAUAAAUUGUUUUUAAACUUUAUUCUUAAAAAUUGCAACAUAUUAUAUUUUCUUAUUAGUUACCUAACAUAAUUAGUCAAGAAUAUUCGUAUUCAAAAAAUUUGACUCAGAAUCGACUUGAAAAUCAAGUCUUAUAUUCUAUUGAACAUAGCCUAUGUACUCGAACAAUUCUUAAAAUGUUAUAUCUGAAAACCAAUAUCAAAUCCAAGCCGCACCGAAGACCGAACAAAUUUUUGAAAAAUAUGUAAAAAUAAAAUUUUAAUAUAAUCUAUUAAAUAUAUACAGAUAUAUGUAAAUAUGUCAAUAUGGUCUUAACUAACUUUAAGUAAAAUCACAUUUAAUAUAUAUUUUUUAAUCGAAUAAGCUAUUUAAAACCCGUUAAACUAAAUUAGUUUAUAUGAAUAUUUAUUUUUAUUAAAAGUUCACCUAAAUCCGUUAAACCCUAUUUUAAUAUCAUGUACUUUGUUAAUUGAUAAACUUAAUGUAUAUGUAAAACAUUUAAAAUUUAAAUAAAUUAAUGUCUUGUUUAAUAAAUCACAAUUUCUUAGGCUGAGAUGUAAGUUAUGUUAAUUUACUAUGAUAAUGAUUUUUGGAAAAAUUGGUGUUCAGUUGUAUUGUUGCUAUAAAACAUAUGUUAAAUAUGAUUACAGACUUUAAGUUGAAAUGCUUUUAUAUACUUUGUUGAUAAAGUUUUUUUCAUUAAAUGCUUUUAUAUCGAUGUAAACAGAUUUGAAUAAUACAUGGCUGGAACUGAAUAGAGUAAUAUAUAAAAAUUCGCUUCAAAUAUUUUAAUAUAUAAGAUUAAAUUUUUUGUCAACUAAUAUAAAUUAUAGGGCAAUUCUCUCAAAUAGCUAUUUUUAAGUUUUUUGUCAUAAAAAUAGUUCUAAAAAAUGACCAAAAUAACCUUUUUUAUUUCAAAAGUUUUAAUUUUUUAAUUUAUUUUUUUAAUUUGAAACCCUAUUCUCAAAACCCCACCCUUUAACUUUAAACCCUAAGUCUAGAUUAGUUAACCAUAUGGUAAAAAUAUAUUUUUUAUCUUUUAAUAAAACUUAUUUUAAUCAUUUUCUUUAUUGAGAACUAUUUUUGUGACAAAAACUUGAAAAAUGUUAUUCUAGGAAAUUUCUCUAAAUUAUAUAUACCAUUAUUAUUAGGCUUGUGUAAAACUGUAAAAAGUAAAAAGCAGUUUUAAUAUUUUUAUUUUCGGAAUAAACUAAUAUUUUUCAACAGAAACAAAUCAAAUUUAUUUGUUAUAAUUUGUAAUUUUGUAUUUUGCUUGUGUUUUAAUCUAUUCUUAUUUUUUUACAUAGGUAAAGAUAUUAGAUGAUAAGAAACUCGUUGUCAAUCAUAUUGUUUGGGUCGGUCAGUGAAGAAUAAGAUUACUUAGCAUUAAUUAUUAAAUAUAUAUUUGUCGACCAAAUAUUAUGCAUUUAUUUCUUCUACACACAGAUAUUAUGUACCGUUAACUAUAAUAUGUAUAUUAGAGAAGUGGAUCCGAGAACUUUGGAAUCACAACGGAGGUUACAAAAUAUUUAUGUAAACGUUAUGCUCAAACUAUUACGGAGUGGUGGUUACUUUGGAAAAAAAAUAUCACGUGGUGGUUACUUUCAAAAAUUAAAAAGGCAUUGCAGUUAUCAUAUAAAAAAUAUGUAUUGUUGAAAUAAUUGUUGGACUCUAUUUUUAUCAAUGGAUCACACUGCUGUUUUAAUAGAAUAGAUUUUAACAUAAAAUCCAAGUUAAUAUACUGGAGAUACGGGAUUAGGUUGGACCUAAUGGGCUAGAAACGUAAGAUUAGAUUCUAAUGGGCCUAUAAUGGAUACGUCGUUUGACUUUGGUCUCUCGUAUACUCGUAUUAAAGUUGUCUUCAUGGCCUCUAGUAUAAAUCUUUUUGCCAAUGGUCCCUCAUGUAUUUAAUACUCUACAUUAGUCUAAAGUUUAGUUCAGUUCAGAAUCUGUGAACCAAAACAAAGGAAUAAUUGUUACUGUUAGUUGUUUCAAAAAAAAAAAAAAAAAAAAAAAAAAAAAUUGUUACUGUUAGCUGCAAGUUUAUUUUCGCUAAGAUUAUGAUGAACCACGCAAACGAUAUAAUUCGAAUAUUCAAUGUAGUUAUUUUGUCGACUAAGGUCGUAGAAAAGCACAUACUGACACAAACAGUAAUGUAAGAUUUACGAAACAGAAACCUCCAUUAUAUAUACGUCGAUGAUAAAUAAAAUUUUAACUUAUUUUGACAUCAUAUACUCAUAUAUAUAUAAUUUCCCCCGAUGACCUAGUUUUUAGUAGUAUAAUGCAAAUUGAAUGUCCACAUAACAGAAUAAUAAUUCAAUGAAAAAAACUAAUACAAUUUGGAUACUUGAGGUGAUUUUUUUAUAUAUAAUAUUUGGGUUGGAACGUAAAGAUUAUAAUAGACUAUACAUAUAUCCUAAUUUUUUUUCAGAUUGCUAUACAUGUCAAUGAAAAUGACAUAUAUCAUUAUACGAACAGGCGGCAACGUCAAACCGUCAUGUAACCGUCUAUUCCUCUCCUUCCAGAACUCAUAGAUAGCGGCCUGCCACACUUGAAGAAUUGCCAAUUUAACCAUAGAAUCCGAAUGGGCAUUAGGGAGCCAUAGCAAGAUAUCAGCCCACACCAGGGGCACUGAAGGCAAGUAAAAAAACUUGUCUAUGCCUUGUUUUUUUUUCCCUAACUCUAACUUUAAUCCAAAGCAUUUUUAUUUCUUUAUUUUGUGUUGAAUUAAGAUUAUAUUUUCAAUCAAAAAUUUUGAAUAGUAAAAAUAUCUGAUUUUCUAUAUGUUUCCCUUUAAUAUGGAUUUUGCUUCAAUUUUUUAUUAUUAUGUUAAAAACAAUUAUUCAUAGCAGUAUUGCAAUCUAAUAAUACAGGCUCACUUGUACAUUUUAUAUUUUGUUAACUGGUUUAAACUUCUAACAAACAAUGGAUUCAUCUUAUGUAUGUAAAUGAUUAACUAUACUAACUACUAGUUUUUGAGUAGUAUUUCUCGGUAACAGUUUAUUAAAUUUAUUGUUUUGUACAUUUAAAGUAAAUUUAAAUCUAUCUAUUAAAUGCGAAACAACUUAAAUAAUAUACUUAACAUUUAAAAUAAUUAAAAUUAAAAUAAUUAAAUUAAUAAAUUAGACUAAAUGAGUUAUACGAUUAUUCAAUUUUAAUUUAAAAUAAUUAAAUUAAUAUCACAGAUUAUGGCAAGUGAGUAUAAAAUUGACUUUCUUUAUUAAGCAAGUUGCCUAAUCAUGAAAAGCAAAAUAACAUACUAUGACGUAAAAAGUGGAGUCCUCAAAGGUUCAUAACAAAUAAUUAUAUACAACAUAUUUUAUAAAUAGAAUAUUGCAAAAAUAAAAGAUGCUUUGAUGACAGAACAAGCACAACGCUUUGAAGAAGGGGACCGAUGGAUCCAAACAAAUUUCAAAUCGUUUAUCUAUUAACCAAUUGUUUUAACAAAAUACUAAUAGUUAGUUAAUUCCUUUAUUUGCCAUUUAAAGAAAUCGUAUACUAUUUAUGAUCAUAAACUCAACAAUAAGAACUUCACAAUAAAGCAAACAUAUAAUACUUGCAAAUUGCAUAAUGGAAACUUGUUUAGAAAUGUUUGUGUUUUUAUCUCAUGAAAUCUCAAUCGACUUCCAAAAUAAUAUAUUUUUUGGAUUUGUAAAAAUGAAAUUUAUUUAUGCAAGUGCUUCAGCUCAAACUUAGAUAGUUAAUGAAUCACAAGCUAAAAAAGAAGUUUGUCGACAAGCACAUAUUAUUCUAAAACAAACUCACUAACUCUUUGUUUAAUCAUCUCGGCAAUCAUUAUUUACUGCCUCUCUUAUUAGCGUUAUGCUUUAAACUUGGAUUUAUUUGUCUUUUAGCCUGUAAGUGACCUGUCAAAAGAGAGAAUAUUUGCCCUUCCCAACUCACCUCUUAUUAUUUAUAGGUAAUGCCCAUUACUUGAUUGAAAGCUCUCUUCUUUAUACUUUUGGCUAACUCAUCAAGCUCUCUCUUUGCUUUAAAUCAGCAUCAUAUCGAUAUGUAUGCUAUAUAUUGAUUAAUGCCACUACGUAGAGUUUGCUUUGAAUAAAUGGGGAGAAAACCUUGCUGCGAAAAAAUUGGAUUGAAAAGAGGUCCAUGGACUAUAGAAGAAGAUCAUAGACUCAUGAACUUCAUUCUUAACAAUGGCAUCCAUUGCUGGAGAGUCGUCCCCAAACUUGCAGGUUUGUUGAGAUGUGGGAAGAGCUGUAGAUUGAGAUGGAUUAAUUAUUUGAGACCUGAUCUCAAGAGAGGUGGUUUCACUGAUGCUGAAGAAGAUAGGAUUAUGGAACUUCACUCUCAACUUGGCAAUAGGUGGUCUAAAAUUGCCUCACAUUUCCCUGGUCGAACGGAUAACGAGAUAAAGAACCAUUGGAAUACGAAGAUCAAAAAGAAGAUGAAACAUCUUGGUUUAAAUCAGGCUGCGCAUGAACCAAUACAUAGUAUCACCAGCCGAACCGAAUCUAAGCAGAUAACAAAUCCAAACAUGUCUUCUACCAUCAAAGAAAAAGAAGAAACCAAGGAGCAACCAAAAGUUGAUGUUAUAAUAGAAACAACGAAACCGUUAAUAGUAUCCAAUAAUGAUGAAGAAAUUCAGGCAGAAAACUGCAAAACUUUAUAUGCAGAAGAAGUAGACAUCGGAUCUCUAUUCGCAAUGCAAGACAACGAGAUAUCUAUCUCGUCUUCUUCGUUCUCUUCUUUAUAUAGUAAUAUUUCAAGAAGUGAAUCUUCAUCAUAUCUUGCAGGAGAUUCAAUCUCUUUAGAGCAAUGGGACUUGGAUAUGACGGACCCUUUGGUGCCUUGGGACCUCUUCACCAAUCUUGAUGAUACGCUUUUCCUUUAUGACAAAAUGUGAUAUUACAUUGUAGCAUAUCUAUAAAAUAAUUGUCAUAAGUAAUUAGUAUCUUCAUUUCAUGUAUGUAAGAUUGGAUCGGAGUAUGCAUGGCGUGCAAUAAUGUAUUAUAAUUUUCUCAUACAAUAUGUAUCAUGUAUGCAUAUAUAUAGUGUCAUAGUGACGAUAUAUUUCUCGUAUUAAUUAGUAGCUAUAAUGUACUUUUUAGUUUUAUCGGUAAGACCGUAAGUAACUAUCACCAUUAUCGUAGUAAUUUUCAAAUAGUUGUUCCUAGUUUUUUUUUUUUGUCACAAAGUUGUUCCUAGUUAUAUAUCAAGUUCCAUACAAUUCUACUAAAUUCUUGCAACACUUCCAAUAAAAACAGGAAACAUAUAUAUAACAAAACCAAUCCCACCUCCCACAUGUGCGGGCACAAUAAGUGUUGCUUAGUAUGCUUACAUUAAUUUAUAUAUGUAUAUAUAAAUGCGUUUAUAGUUUGGUGAAUUAGGUCAAUGCGGCCUUUCAUCUAUUAAAAGAAACAUUUACGGGGAAAGCAUAUAGAAGAAACAUAUACUAAACAAAACUUGUGAAAAUGACUUUAAUCCUUUUAAAAGAAAGAAGAAAAAAACUAAUGAAACAAUUGGCCCGUUUGAGAAUUAACAAUGAGUUCCAAAAUAAAUUAUACCUACCUACUUUUCAAAAAAAAAAAAAAACAAUUGUACCUACUUCAUUCGAAGCAGGCAAAUGAUUUAAUUUUGUUUUGUAUAAAUGAAUUAAGUAAUCACAUCUGCUAAAAUUUCGAUAACUAAUAAUAUUUUCUUAAGAAUAUUUGAUUUCGGACCAAAAUAAUCAAGAAUAAAAUAUCUGUUUACACUUUUAGAUCAUGGUGAUCAUAGUUGUUGGGAUAAAAGACAAUGACGACAAUGUUGCUUCCGUCAAGUGUUUGGAAUUUUGCAAUUAUUGAAUUAAUUACUAUGAUUAUGUUAUUAUAGUUUUCUUUAAAACUGAGUGCGAUUAAUUAAUUAAACUCCGUGUGUAAACGAAUAAUUUUUUUUGUAAUAAUAGUAAGGGCAUCUCUAACUCCUCCAAUGGUACUCUAUUUUCUACUCUAUAGUAGUGUAAAAUUACUUUUUACUAAUUUUUUUAUUUUUUAUUCAUCACUCUAGUACCAUUGGAGCAACAUCCAACUCUAUUAUAAAGUUACUCUAAAAAAAGAAGAAUAAACCAUUAGAGAUGGUCUAAAACAUUAAAAAAAUUUGGAAGCUAUGUCACAUUUAAGUGUAUAUUUUAAAAGAAAUUUUAAGUGUUAUUUGUUUAUUUAAAUGGUAAUUAUGAAAACAGUGGUAUGGAAUGAAAAACAAAUCUAUGUGUUUUCUUAAUGUCAAACAAUCUCCACUAGGUAUAUUAAGAAAAGAGAGACUAGACUCACAAAUAAAAGUUUAUAUAAAACUAUACAACUAGCAAAUAUAUGAGCUCUAAUUUUUUUUUUAAAAGAAUACGAAAUUACCAUAGAAGCAGCAAACAUAAACAAGCUAAUUUGAACCUAAAUCUAACACUGACACUAAGCUACAAGAGAUAAC
Brassica rapa (field mustard) is the source of this 6939-nucleotide messenger RNA. Its product is annotated as myb-related protein 315. The record is from RefSeq and is a predicted model, not a curated record. Lineage: Eukaryota; Viridiplantae; Streptophyta; Magnoliopsida; Brassicales; Brassicaceae.